UUUUUCUCAAUGCCUCUUCUUUAUCUUCCCAUAAAAACAUUUCGUCAGAAAAUCACCGUUCAUCCAUGGCAGACUGGUCACAGCUUCCGAAGGAACUCCUUCAUGUGAUAUCUGAAUACCUUGACAGCGCACUCUAUCGCCUUCGUUUCAGAUCCGUCUGUUCCUCAUGGCGAUCCUCCUCAUCCCCCAUUUCCAACAAUCACAUUUUACCCUUUAAGUUCCCAAUCCUCUCCAACGAUUCCAACAACAACCCUUCAACCUUCUCCCUCUCCAAGCGCACCCUAUUCCUCAUCACCCCACCCCAACAACAACAACAACAACAACAACAACAACAACAACAACAAACCCUUCAACCCUGGUUGAUCAAAAUCGGCCCAGACCCAGGUGGCAGAACCGAGCUCUGGCAUCCUCUCACACGCAUCCCAAUCAAGCCUUUCACAUCUCAUUUUCCCCAAACGUUGGACCUCUACGAACUACCCGUGUUUGAUUUGGGACACGAGUUCGUCCUCAACGUUUUGGGUCCUCGUUCUUUAAAUUCCUUGUACAUGGAAAAGGUGGUUUUUGCGUGGCUGGGUUCGGGUUUCGUUCUGCUCACGAUUCAUGUUUCUGGGAGACUGGCUCUGUUCAGGUCCGGUGAUGUGGAUUGGAUCAUAAUUCCCGACAUGCCGACACCGUACGAUGAUGUUUGUGUUUUCAAGGGGAGACUUUGCGCUGUUGACAACUCGGGUCGGACCGUGGUGGUCGGGUUGGACUCGACUGUGGGUUUGGUGGCUGAGCCUGUGUUUGGUGGUGACAAGAAGUUCUUGGUGGAGUCUGAGGGUGAGUUGUUGUUGGUGGACAAGUAUAUAGUGGACUCUGAUUAUAUGUGUAGAGCUGUGAGGUUUGAUGUGUAUAGGCUUGAGGAGGAGGAGAAAAAGUGGGUGGAGUUGAGGAGUUUGGGGGAUCGUGUUUUGUUCUUGGGGGAUGAUUGUGCAUUUUCUAUUUCUGUGUCGGAUUUGUGUGUUGGCAAAGGGAGCUGUCUGAUUUUCAGAGAUGAUGAUUACUUCAAUAUUAAUGACAUGGAAAGUGGGUUGAGUGUUUUUCACUUGGAUGAAGGUCGGAUUUCGCCUUUGUCUGAUUAUCCGGGUUUUUCCAAGUUGUUCUGGCCCCCUCCGGACUGGAUCAGAUGGAGAAAUGGUCACUUGUUAAAUGCACCUGCUUACCUAACACCACAAUUCCUCCCAUCCCUCAAUUUGAUGCAGCAAUUUGGGUCCAAAGAUGAACUUGAAAGUCGCCGUCAUAUUGGAGAAUGCAAUUACUUUUCUCAAGGUGAAAAUCGCCACUCAUCCAUGGCAGACUGGACUCAACUUCCGAAGGAACUGCUCCAUCUAAUAUGGGAACACCUUGACAGCACACUCUAUCGCAUUCGUUUCCGAUCGGUAUGUUCCUCGUGGCGCUCAUCUUGUUCCCCCAUCCCCACCUACCACCCUUUCCCCAUUGAGUUCCCAAUCGUCGAUCCCAACAACAAUAACGAGGACCCUUCAACCUUCUCCCUCUCCAAGUGCACAUUGUUACUCAUCACUCCACCCCAUCAACCACCACAACAACAACAACAACAACAACAACAACAACAACAACACACCCUUCAACCCUGGUUGAUCAAAAUCCGCCAUGACCCAGAUGGCCGAACCGCGCUCUAUCACCCUCUCGCACGCUUCCCCUUCCCAACCGAACAUCCCACAUUCAAUUUUCACCAACUGUUGGACCUCUACGAACUACCCGUUAUUGAUUUGGGACACCAGUUCUUCCUCAGGGUUCAUAAACUUACGGUUACUUCAUGUUCCAAAAUCUUCUACAAGGGAAAGAUGGUUUUUGCGUCGUUGGGGUCCACUUUCGUUCUGCUCACGAUUCAAUAUUCUGGUGGGAUAUCUCUGUUCAGGUUUGGUGAUGAGCGUUGGACUAAAAUCCCCUUUGACAUGAGGAAACCCAAGGAUAUCUGUGUCUUCAAGGGGAGAAUUUUCGCGGUUGACAAGACGGGUCGGACUGUGGUGGUCGGGUCGGACUUGAGCAUGGGUUUGGUGGCGGAUCCUGUGUUUGGCGGUGAGAACAAGUUCUUGGUUCAUUCUGAGGGUGAGUUGUUGUUGGUGGACAAGUUCGUACAGUACUGCAAUGUGCUUGAUGAUUAUGAUAGUGAUGAUGUUGAUGUUGAUGAUGAUGAUAAUAUUUCGAGGUUUGAUGAUUAUGAUUAUGAUAGUGAUGAUGUUGAUGUUGAUGAUGAUGAUGAUAAUAUUCCUGAGCCUUGGUGGCCAAGAUCUGUGAGGUUUGAUGUGUAUAGGUUUGACGAGGAGGGGAAGAAGUGGGUGCAGUUGAGGAGUUUGGGGGACCGGGUUUUGUUCGUAGGGGGUGAUUGUGCGUUUUCUGCUUCUGUGUCGGAUUUGCGUGUUGACAAAGGAAACUCUGUGAUUUUUAGAGAUGAUGAUAGCUUUGACAUCGAUGAACCGGAAAGUGGGAUGGGUGUUUUUGACUUGGAUGAAGGUCGGAUUUCGCCCUUGUCUGAUUAUCCGGGUUUUUCCAAGUUGUUCUGGCCCCCUCCUGAUUGGGUCAAGCUGGAGCAUUGGUGGUAGAGAGUUAGGUUGUUGAAAAUGGAACAAAGUGGCAUCAUGUCUGCAUACUAGAGGAUUGUACCGAGGCUUCCUCAAUUCCUAUGAAGUUUCUCUGUUUAGAAAGCAAAUCAACUUUGAAACCCUCCACUGAUUACAAAUUCUUAAGUAGUGUUCAUAUUCUGUAACAUAUGCUAUUACUGGAUUAGUUUUCUGAUCGGUUCUGUUGCACCUAGUUUAUGAUAUUUUAUCUGCUU
Gastrolobium bilobum is the source of this 2836-nucleotide messenger RNA. RefSeq lists its product as uncharacterized. The transcript has 6 exons. Lineage: Eukaryota; Viridiplantae; Streptophyta; Magnoliopsida; Fabales; Fabaceae. The coding region runs from base 66 to 2603 and encodes 845 amino acids. The record is from RefSeq and is a predicted model, not a curated record. Gene Ontology annotation, molecular function: protein binding.